ACCGCGGACACGAUGCCUGUACGCGUUGAUAUUGUGCCUCCGCCGCCAAACAACUCGAAGCAGCUGGGUGUCACCAAAUCGCUGCUUUACAAUGGCUCCAAGUUCCGUGGUUCACAAAAAUCGAAAGGGAAUGCGUACGAGGUGGAGGUUGUGCUGCAGCACGUGGACGAAGCGAACUCGUACCUUUGCGGGUAUCUGAAAAUCACCGGCCUCACGUUCGAGUUUCCCACACUGACCACCUUCUUCGAUGGGGAAAUCAUAUCGAAAAAGUAUCCUUUUCUCACGCGCAAAUGGGAUGCGGACGAGGAUGUAGAUAGAAAGCAUUUCGGAAAAUUUGCUGCCUUCAGUGAGUAUCAGAAGACGUUCAACUCGGACGAUUUUGACUACGACGCGCUAGCCAAAAGCGAUUACGUUUUUAUGCGCUGGAAGGAACACUUUCUGGUACCUGAUCACAAGAUAAAAAACAUUAACGGAGCGUCCUUUGCCGGGUUUUACUACAUUUGCUUCCAAAAAUCGCAGGCCGUUAUGGAGGGUUACUACUACCAUCGCUCUUCAGAAUGGUACCAAUCGUUAACCCUCCAGCAUGUGGCCGAAUCCUGCAUUCAAAUUUACGAAUUUAGAUAA
Anopheles nili is the source of this 624-nucleotide messenger RNA. RefSeq names its product glucose-induced degradation protein 4 homolog. The coding region runs from base 13 to 624 and encodes 203 amino acids. The record is from RefSeq and is a predicted model, not a curated record. Gene Ontology annotation, cellular component: GID complex; extrinsic component of membrane. The transcript has 5 exons. Gene Ontology annotation, biological process: negative regulation of gluconeogenesis; protein catabolic process in the vacuole; proteasome-mediated ubiquitin-dependent protein catabolic process. NCBI's taxonomy places the organism in Eukaryota, Metazoa, Arthropoda, Insecta, Diptera, Culicidae.